GACUUCGGAAGGAAGCAGUCAUGUCUGGUCGCGGCAAAGGAGGCAAGGGGCUCGGCAAGGGAGGCGCCAAGCGCCACCGCAAGGUUCUCCGAGACAACAUCCAGGGCAUCACCAAGCCCGCCAUCCGCCGCUUGGCCAGGCGAGGCGGAGUCAAGCGCAUCUCCGGGCUCAUCUACGAAGAAACGCGCGGCGUGCUCAAGGUCUUCCUCGAAAACGUCAUCCGCGACGCGGUCACUUACACCGAGCACGCCAAGAGGAAGACCGUCACGGCCAUGGAUGUGGUCUACGCCCUCAAGCGACAAGGACGCACUCUCCCGCUUGCUCUUUUUAUGAUUUCUGGGGAAAUGGCUCGUACCAAGCAGACCGCUCGUAAGUCCACUGGCGGGAAGGCUCCGCGCAAGCAACUCGCCACCAAGGCAGCUCGGAAGAGUGCUCCGGCCACAGGCGGCGUGAAGAAGCCUCACCGCUACCGCCCGGGCACCGUCGCUCUGCGCGAGAUCCGCCGCUACCAGAAGUCUACGGAGCUGCUGAUUCGCAAGCUGCCUUUCCAGCGCCUCGUGCGGGAGAUCGCCCAAGACUUCAAGACCGACCUGCGCUUCCAGAGCUCUGCAGUGAUGGCUCUUCAGGAGGCCAGCGAGGCUUACCUGGUGGGACUCUUCGAGGACACCAACCUGUGCGCCAUCCAUGCCAAGAGGGUCACCAUCAUGCCCAAAGACAUCCAGCUGGCGCGCCGCAUCCGUGGCGAGAGGGCUUAAAAGGAAGCUGUAGGCAGCCGCUCUCGCUCGCAGCCA
Lacerta agilis (Sand lizard) is the source of this 791-nucleotide messenger RNA. RefSeq names its product histone H3-like. Gene Ontology annotation, molecular function: DNA binding; structural constituent of chromatin; protein heterodimerization activity. The transcript is spliced from 3 exons. Bases 21 to 755 code for a protein of 244 amino acids. The record is from RefSeq and is a predicted model, not a curated record. Lineage: Eukaryota; Metazoa; Chordata; Lepidosauria; Squamata; Lacertidae. Gene Ontology annotation, cellular component: nucleosome.